Equus caballus (horse) is the source of this 5099-nucleotide messenger RNA. RefSeq names its product period circadian regulator 1 (gene PER1). The record is from RefSeq and is a predicted model, not a curated record. Lineage: Eukaryota; Metazoa; Chordata; Mammalia; Perissodactyla; Equidae. Gene Ontology annotation, cellular component: nucleus; cytoplasm. Gene Ontology annotation, biological process: entrainment of circadian clock by photoperiod; circadian regulation of gene expression; negative regulation of transcription by RNA polymerase II. Gene Ontology annotation, molecular function: transcription corepressor binding; transcription cis-regulatory region binding.
AUCCAGCUUGGCUCACCUUCCAGGGUCUGCAUUCCCUUUCCCUACCCCUGGCAAGGCCAAGGUGUCCUGUUCCGCAAGGCUGGUCAGUUCAGGAAGUAGACAUCUUGAGCACCUCCAGUGGCCCAGGCAUUUUCUCCAAAGAGAGGCAGCUUACCUCCUCUUCCCUUCCUCCCAUUAUUCACUGUGCAAGGCGUCCUGCACCCAUUGGCUGGGAGGUGGUGUCUGGGGCCCUCCAGCCCAGCGCCAGCACCCAGAUCCACGUGCGCCGGUGUGUGUGACACAGCCCUGACCUCAGUGGGGGCCAGUAGCCAAUCAGGCGCCGGAACGAGAGCCUCAGCCAAUCGGGGGCGGGGCCUGCGGCUCCGCCGGCUGGAGGCCAAUGAAGGGCAGUGCCUGGCAUUAUGCAACCCGCCUCCUGGCCCCGCGGAGCUUCCACUCGGUUGCUGGCUGCAACGGCGGCGGACAGGCGGCCGGAGGGCGCUCGCGCGGCCAGGUACUGGCUGUGAUCAAACUUCUCAAUCUUCAGAGGCUUGGGUCUCCCACCUCACUCCUCUAGCCAGGCCUCCUGGCCCCCUUGUGCAUCCAUUGUGGCCUCUCCACCUUCCCUGUUCUCCUGCCCUCCCCAUGGCCCAGACAUGAGUAGCUCCCUAGAAGGGGCUGAUGGGGGAGGGGACCCCAGGCCGGGGGAAUCUUUUUGUCCUGGAGAGGCCCCAUCCCCUGGCCCUCCACACCACCGGCCUUGCCCUGGCCCAAGCCUGGCUGAUGACACGGAUGCCAACAGCAAUGGCUCCAGUGGCAAUGAGUCCAACGGGCCCGAGUCCAGGGGUGCAUCUCAGCGGAGCUCACAUAGCUCCUCCUCCGGCAAUGGCAAGGACUCAGCCCUGCUGGAGACCACUGAGAGCAGCAAGAGCACAAAUUCUCAGAGCCCAUCCCCACCCAGCAGUUCCAUUGCCUACAGCCUCCUGAGUGCCAGCUCGGAGCAGGACAACCCAUCUACCAGUGGCUGCAGCAGUGAACAGUCAGCUCGAGCAAGAACCCAGAAGGAACUCAUGAUGGCGCUGCGGGAGCUCAAGCUUCGGCUGCCGCCAGAGCGCCGGGGCAAGGGCCGCUCUGGGACCCUCGCCACACUACAGUACGCACUGGCUUGUGUCAAGCAGGUUCAGGCCAACCAGGAAUACUACCAGCAGUGGAGCCUGGAGGAGGGUGAGGCUUGUGCCAUGGACAUGUCCACCUACAGCCUGGAGGAGCUGGAGCACAUUACGUCCGAGUACACGCUUCGCAACCAGGAUACCUUCUCCGUGGCUGUCUCUUUCCUGACAGGCCGCAUCGUCUACAUUUCGGAGCAGGCAGGUAUCCUGCUGCACUGCAAGCGGGAUGUGUUCCGGGGUGCCCGCUUCUCAGAGCUCUUGGCUCCCCAGGAUGUGGGCGUCUUCUAUGGUUCCACUGCCCCAUCUCGCCUGCCCACCUGGGGCACUGGGGCCUCGGCAGGUUCAGGCCUCAAGGACUUCACCCAGGAAAAGUCUGUCUUCUGCCGUAUCAGAGGAGGUCCUGACUGGGAUCUAGGGCCUCGGUACCAGCCAUUCCGCCUAACUCCAUAUGUGACCAAGAUCCGGAUCUCAGAUGCGGCCCCCGCGCAGCCGUGCUGCCUGCUCAUUGCAGAGCGCAUCCACUCCGGUUACGAAGCUCCCCGGAUCCCCCCUGACAAGAGGAUCUUCACCACACGGCACACGCCCAGUUGCCUCUUCCAGGAUGUGGAUGAAAGGGCUGCCCCACUGCUCGGCUACCUCCCCCAGGACCUCCUGGGGGCCCCAGUGCUCCUGUUCCUGCAUCCUGAGGACCGACCCCUCAUGCUGGCCAUCCACAAGAAGAUCCUGCAGCUGGCUGGCCAGCCCUUUGACCACUCUCCUAUCCGCUUCUGCGCCCGUAAUGGAGAGUAUGUCACCAUGGACACCAGCUGGGCUGGCUUCGUGCAUCCCUGGAGCCGCAAGGUGGCCUUUGUGUUGGGCCGCCACAAAGUACGCACGGCGCCCCUGAAUGAGGAUGUGUUCACUCCCCCGGCCCCCAGCCCAGCUCUGUCCUUGGACUCUGAUAUCCAGGAGCUCUCUGAGCAGAUCCACCGGCUGCUCUUACAGCCUGUGCACAGCCCCAGCCCCAGCCCCUCGGGGCUUUGUGGAGUCGGCCCUGUGACCUCCCCUGGCCCUCUCCUCAGCCCUGGCUCCUCCAGUGAUAGCAACGGGGGUGAUGCUGAGGGGCCUGGGCCUCCUGUCCCGGUGACCUUCCAGCAGAUCUGUAAGGAUGUGCAUCUGGUGAAGCAUCAGGGGCAGCAGCUUUUUAUUGAGUCCCGGGCCCGGCCUCCACCCCGGCCCCGCCUCCCUGCUACAGGCACAUUCAAGGCUAAGACCCUUCCAAACCAGUCCCCAGACCCAGACCUGGAGGCAGCUCCUGCUCCAAUCCAGGCCCCACUAGCCUUGAUCCCUGAGGAGGAUGAGAGGAAAGAAGCCUCCACUUGUUCCUACCAGCAGAUAAACUGCCUGGACAGCAUCCUCAGGUACCUGGAGAGCUGCAACAUCCCCAGCACCACCAAGCGUAAAUGUGCCUCCUCCUCUUCCUGCACCACCUCUUCAGCCUCUGACGAUGAUAAGCAGAGGACAGGUCCACUCUCUGUGGGGGCCAAGAAAGAUCCAUCAGCAGUGCUGUCUGGGGAGGGGGCCACCCUGCAAAAGGAGCCGGUGGUGGGAGGCACCCUGAGCCCACUUGCCCUGGCCAAUAAGGCGGAGAGCGUAGUAUCCGUCACAAGUCAGUGUAGCUUCAGCUCCACAAUCGUCCAUGUGGGAGACAAGAAGCCCCCGGAGUCGGACAUCAUCAUGAUGGAGGACCUGCCUGGCUUGGCUCCAGGCCCAGCUCCUAGCCCAGCCCCCAGCCCUACGGUAGCCCCUGACCCAGCCCCAGAUGCUUACCGCCCGGUGGGCCUGACCAAGGCCGUGCUGUCCCUGCACACGCAGAAGGAGGAGCAAGCCUUCCUCAGCCGCUUCCGUGACCUCGGCAAGCUGCGUGGACUUGACAGCUCCUUGGCCCCAUCGGCCCCUGGCGAGCGAGGCUGCCACCAUGGCCCCACACCCCCCGGCCGCCGACACCACUGCCGAUCCAAAGCCAAGCGCUCACGCCACCACCAGACCCCCCGGGCUGAAGCCCCCUGCUAUGUAUCCCACCCCUCACCUGUGCCACCCUCUGCCCCCUGGCCCCCACCACCAGCCACUACUCCCUUCCCAGCUGUGGUCCAGCCCUACCCCCUCCCAGUAUUCUCCCCACAAGGAAGUCCCCAGCCUCUUCCUCCUGCCCCCACAUCAGUGCCUCCUGCAGCUUUCCCUGCCCCCCUGGUGACCCCAAUGGUGGCCUUGGUGCUCCCUAACUAUCUGUUCCCUACCCCAUCCAGCUGUCCCUAUGGGGUACCCCAGACCCCUGUCGAGGGGCCUCCUACCCCUGCCUCCUACUCCCCUUCUCUGUCCCUCCCUGCACUGGCCCCCAGCCCUCCCCACCGCCCAGACUCUCCACUAUUCAACUCGAGAUGCAGCUCCCCACUCCAGCUAAAUCUGCUGCAGCUUGAGGAGCCCCUGCGUGUUGAGGGGGGUGCUGUUGCAGGGGGUCCUGGGAGCAGUGCUGGGCCCCCGCCUCCCAGUGAGGAGGCCGCUGAACCAGAGGCCAGACUGGUGGAGGUAACUGAGUCCUCCAAUCAGGACGCGCUUUCUGGCUCCAGUGACCUGCUAGAGUUGCUGCUGCAAGAGGACUCUCGCUCUGGCACAGGCUCUGCUGCCUCAGGCUCGUUGGGCUCUGGCUUGGGCUCUGGGUCUGGUUCAGGCUCCCAUGAGGGGGGCAGCACCUCAGCCAGCAUCACACGCAGUAGUCAGAGCAGCCACACAAGCAAGUACUUCGGCAGCAUCGACUCUUCCGAGGCUGAGGCUGGGGCUGCCCAGGCCAGGGCUGAGCCUGGGGACCAGGUCAUUAAGUAUGUGCUCCAGGAUCCCAUCUGGCUGCUGAUGGCCAAUGCUGACCAGCAUGUCAUGAUGACUUACCAGGUGCCCUCCAGGGACAUGGCCUCUGUGUUGAAGCAGGACCGGGAGCGGCUCCGGGCCAUGCAGAAGCAGCAGCCUCGGUUCUCGGAGGACCAGCGGAGGGAACUGGGUGCUGUGCACUCCUGGGUCCGGAAGGGCCAGCUGCCUCGGGCCCUGGAUGUGAUGGCCUGUGUGGACUGCGGUAGUAGCACCCAAGACCCUGGCCACCCUGAUGACUCACUCUUCUCGGAACUGGAUGGACUAGGGCUGGAGCCCAUGGAGGAGGGUGGUGGCGGUGGUGGCGAUGGAGGCGAGGGCGAGGGUGGAGAGGGGGCCCGAGCCCAAGCUGGGGCCAGGGUCUCAAGCUCUCAGGACCUGGCCAUGGAGGAGGAGGAACAAGGUGGGAACUCAUCCAGUCUAGCCUUACCUGCCACAGAAAAUGGCACCAGCUAGACUACAUUUUGGGGCCACAUCUGGGAGUGCAUGAGAAGCUUCCUUCUCCCAUGUCCCAACUCUCAGAACUCAGAUGUGGCUGGACCAACCAAUAGGAAACUGCCCCAGCUUCUACCGCUGUAGGGGGCUGGACCCCCAUCACCAGCCCAGGAUCCAGGGGCUGCCUCUGGCUUUUUAGGGAACAGAGGGUGGAACUCUUCAGCCCAGCCCAGAGAAGCCUCACCUCCCACCCCGGUGAGGAGUCCUUCCUUCCCCUGGACAAAGUUGCUGACAAGCUGCUGAAGUGGUCUCUCCAAAUCCCAGCUGAGCCCAGGCCCUGGUCCCCGAGGGUUGGGGCUGCAAUUAUUUAUUGGAGGGGACAGCCCUCUCUCCCACCUCUUCUCCAGAUGGGAGGAGGAGGUCUUGAGGCCCAAGCAGGACCCAGCGGUCCAAACCCCUAGCUGCUCCAGGGUAGGGGAGGUUGGUGGACCAUGGAGUCCCUGGUGCUGCCCCUCAAGUGGGACCCAGGUGUUCUCAGCUGUACCCUCUACCAAUGGCAUUUGUGUUUUUGAUAUUGUGUCUGUUAUUAUUUUUUAAUACAAAGAGAAAAAAAACCCA